GGGGGCGGGGCAUCCCACGCGUGCGCACGGGCGGCGAUGAAGCCGGAGCGCGCGGCCGCGUGGAACGCCAGGGCCGCGCUGCUCUACUCGCUGGGCGCCUGGACCACGCUGGGCGCCCUCAUCUACUACAGGCGCCUGGAAAAAUCCAGCACCGAGAGUGAAAAUGAUCCUGAGGCAAACCAAGGGGUCCGCAAGGAAGUGCACACUAAGGAAUAUCCUUUUGGAUUGACAGUGACAACAGAAGUAACAUACAAAGAGGACCAGCCGCCUCUUACUCGACUGUUGAGGCGUGUGGUAUCAUUCUUUGUUCCCAAUGAUGGCCCUCCUUCUGAAAAGUGAGCUGUUCAGAAGCUCAGAAUGUUGUUCUGGAACAUCAUCCCAGUGCCUGGCACCAGACCACUGCUGGAAAACUGUCCCUUGCAUUGCUGAAACAGCAGCUCUGCCCAGCUGGUGUGCAGGAUGCACCCAGGUGAUCCAGGAUGUACCCGGAAUGGCUGCUCAGCUGGGCAGCUCUAAAAUGGAUGCUAUGGAUUAUAAAUGGGAAGGAAUGUAGUUUAAUGUUUUGGCUAUGAGAGUUCUUAAUGGUCCUUCAAAUAAAAGCUCACAUGAGUUGAGUUACAA
Poecile atricapillus (Black-capped chickadee) is the source of this 621-nucleotide messenger RNA. RefSeq names its product small integral membrane protein 26 (gene SMIM26). The coding region runs from base 37 to 339 and encodes 100 amino acids. NCBI's taxonomy places the organism in Eukaryota, Metazoa, Chordata, Aves, Passeriformes, Paridae. The record is from RefSeq and is a predicted model, not a curated record. The transcript is spliced from 2 exons. Gene Ontology annotation, cellular component: mitochondrion.